This is a messenger RNA of Larimichthys crocea (large yellow croaker), 582 nucleotides long. RefSeq names its product diamine acetyltransferase 2. The coding region runs from base 1 to 447 and encodes 148 amino acids. The record is from RefSeq and is a predicted model, not a curated record. Lineage: Eukaryota; Metazoa; Chordata; Actinopteri; Sciaenidae. The transcript has 6 exons. Gene Ontology annotation, molecular function: N-acetyltransferase activity.
AUGCAGGGAUUGGCUGAACAUGAGAAACUUGCAGAUCGUGUGAAAAUCACACAAAAAGACUUGGAGCAGGACGGUUUCUCCAAGAACCCGUUCUUUCACAGUAUCAUUGCUGAGGUGCCAGAAUACCACAAAACCAAAGAAGGCCAUACGAAGAUAGGCUAUGCACUUUACUUCUAUUCCUACAGCUCCUGGAAGGGCAGAGCCAUUUAUAUGGAGGACUUGUACGUGAUGCCUGAGUUCAGAGGGAAGGGCAUUGGCAAAGCGCUUAUGAGGAAGGUAGCACAGGUGACUGGGCCUGGCUGCCGGCUCAACUUCACCAUCCUGAACUGGAACAAAUCAUCUCUGGACUUUUACCCCAACCAGGGCUGCUUCGAUGUCAAGGCCGACCUGGGCUACCAUUACAUGAUCUGCGAGGGUGAAGUACUGCAGCACGUUGCCCAACCCUAACCGGACAAUGGACUUGUGACUGGCCUGACUCACCAUGAGUGCAGGGAUUGAGCACCACUCAGUGGACCCCCCUAGAGGCUGCAAUGUUUAUUACACUCCAUGAAACUGAUUUGGGAAACAAUGUAAAGAUUACCC